GGAGGUGAAGCGGACGGAACAUUCAAACGCUGCCGCCGGACCUUUCAUAUUUCGGCCCAAGGAGCGCGUGGGUCGGUCAGUACACUGGAUGUUAGAAGCUGGGACAGACUUGAAACCUCUGGGACGGGUGCAAUCCACAAUUUAAAUACUGCACGCAACAGUGAUAUAUUUGAAGAAAAGAGACUUAAGCUAGGCUGUCAAGGACAUCAUCACGGGAGCCGCUGAAUCGAAACGUUACCGGUGAAAGAGGUUGAGAUGGAGCGGUGGAAAGGCAGAGUGGCCCUGGUGACCGGAGCCUCGGUUGGGAUUGGAGCAGCUGUAACUCGGGCUCUGGUCCAACACGGAAUGAGGGUUGUGGGCUGUGCCCGGAAUGUCGACAAAAUUGAGAAGCUGGCAGCAGAGUGUCAGAGUGCAGGCUACAGUGGCACACUCAUCCCAUACAAAUGUGACCUGUCUAAUGAAGAGGAGAUCCUGUCCAUGUUCUCAGCCAUCAAGACGCUGCACAAGGGAGUGGAUGUGUGCAUCAACAACGCAGGGCUGGCUCACAACGAACCCUUACUCAGCGGAAAGACAGAGGGCUGGAGGAACAUGAUUGACGUGAAUGUCUUAGCCCUGUCCAUCUGCACCCGUGAGGCCUACAAAUCAAUGAAGGAGAGGAAUGUGGAUGAUGGCCACAUCAUUAACAUUAAUAGCAUGGGCGGGCACCGAGUUGUGGCGAGCGCUGAUGAACAUUUUUACUGUGCCACCAAAUAUGCCGUGACCGCUUUGACUGAGGGGAUAAGGCAAGAGCUUCGAGAAGCUAACACUCACAUCAGAGCCACUUGUAUAUCUCCUGGAAUAGUAGAGACUGAGUUUGCCUUUCGACAUCACAACAGUGAUCCAGAGAAAGCAGCAGCAGUGUAUGAGAGCAUGAAAUGUUUAAAAGCAGAAGAUGUAGCCAGCGCUGUGACAUUUGUCCUCAGCGCCCCUCCUCACGUUCAGAUUGGAGAUGUGCAGAUGAGGCCAGUAGAGCAGGUGUCAUAGCGGUGAUACUGGAAGCUGCAGCUCGAGCAGAGGUACAGACAGCCACCGUGACUCCUUAGCGGCCUCUGCUGGCGAUGCAUGUUGGGAGGGAGGUGGGGUGGGGGUUGGGUUGGGUCUGCAGGGGCGUGACCAAGGAGAAGGAGCCUUAAAGUGGCUGUGCAGGGAAAUGACAGGCUUGGACUCUAUAAACCACUGCAACAAUACUACUGAAUGCAGCAGCGCGGAGCUCCCGAAGGAAGCCAAACGGCAACAGGAACAAACGGGGCCGAGCUGCUGUGAUCGUCCAUCACCUCAGACAGAAGACUGGCUUUUGCACAAAUGUACCGUUUAUUUGUAGGUCACAUGACACAUCAUUCACACGUAUUUGAAGGAAUAAUUGUUUUAAGUAAACUUUUUAAAAGUAAAUAUCUUAACUUAUAAUUCUACAUAGCUGCAGUCUUACAUGAGCUAAUUGUAGACAAUGUUAUGUCAUACCUACUGUGAAUAAUCAACAACACUCAGCCCUUCCUGCUCCAUUAUUAACUAUAGGAUUCCACAAAGAUCUGUUUUCCUCGUCUGAACUGAUAAACCCUUUAAAGGAGGGCCGGGGUCAUUUUUAAACACGUGUCCUAGUCUUUUAGGCACCAGGGUUUCUACAGUCCACCUUUCUGCCUUUUUUGUUCUGCACUUUGGAUUCACUUUCGAGGAGUUCCCUGAAGUAAAUUAGCUCUGUGCACAUGUAAACUCUCAAACGUGUUCCUCUCUGUCGAAGUUUCUCAUUUAUGAAUGAAUAAAUCUUGUUUCCCUGACUUCA
Messenger RNA from Nothobranchius furzeri (turquoise killifish), 1816 nucleotides. RefSeq names its product dehydrogenase/reductase 11a (gene dhrs11a). The record is from RefSeq and is a predicted model, not a curated record. NCBI's taxonomy places the organism in Eukaryota, Metazoa, Chordata, Actinopteri, Cyprinodontiformes, Nothobranchiidae.